UUAAAUAUUCUUUUAUCUCGCCUCUCUAUAUUCUUUUUCUAUUCAAUUUGCUCAAACUCGCACUUCAUGGAAAAUAAUCAUAAUCGCCAAUGCCAAGACCUCCCACAAGUCCUCCUCUUAAAACCACCACCACCAAUUAUGGUGGUUCUUGGAGAGCAUCGAUUUUCAUCAACCAAAUUCCAGUUCUUGAAAGCGUGGGACUCCCCGCUUCCUCUUAACCAAUUCCUGCCCAAACACGCUAAUUCAAUCCAAGCCAUUCUCUGCUGUAGUGCCUCUCGAGUCACUGACGACCUACUCCAGCUGCUUCCCUUUGUGAGAUUAGUUGUCACUGCCAGUGCUGGCACCAACCACAUCGACCUAAAGGCGUGCCGCCGACGCGGAAUUUCGGUCACCAAUGCCGGGAAUGUGUAUUCAGAAGACGGUGCGGACGCUGCGGUGGGUUUGUUGUUUGAUGUUUUGAGAAAGAUUUCAGCUGCUGAUCGGCACGUGAGGCAGGGCCUUUGGGUCAAGAAAGGGGACUAUCCUCUUGGUUCUAAGGUGGGAGGGAAGCGAAUUGGGAUAGUUGGGUUGGGAGGCAUAGGCUUACAAGUUGCCAAAAGACUUGAGGCUUUUGGCUGCAUUAUUUCUUACAAUUCAAGAAACAAAAAGAAGUUUGUUUCAUACCCAUUCUAUUCCAAUGUUUGUGAACUCGCAGCUAAUAGCGAUGCUCUCAUUAUUUGUUGUUCCUUGACGGAUCAAACACGCUAUAUGAUCAACAAGGAAGUAUUGAGUGCAUUAGGGAAGAAAGGAGUCAUAGUUAACGUUGGACGUGGAGCUAUCAUUGAUGAGAAGGAAUUGGUGAGGUGUUUAGUGACAGGAGCGAUUGCGGGUGCAGGGUUGGAUGUGUUUGAGAAUGAGCCUCAUGUUCCCAAACAGCUCCUUGAACUGGAUAAUGUUGUUCUGUCUCCGCAUAGGGCUGUCAUCACACCCGAAUCUUUCACGGCUUUGUGUGAACUUGUGGUAGGGAACUUGGAAGCUUUCUUCUCUAACUUGCCGUUGCUUUCUCCGGUAAUGAUUGAAUGUAUUGAUGGUUAAAGCACAAAAUUGAUUGCUGCUAAUGGUAUAUCUUUUAUCUUUUUUAGAAAUUAUUUGGUGUUCAUUUACUCUAGUGCACUUGGUGACCGGGUAACAUAGCUAAGUUGAAUUUCCACUGCUGUUAGUUUGAUCCGGAUGGGUAUACAUCUUUUCCUGGUGAUGGAGGAGGAUGUGGUAUUUGUUACUGCAAUUAUUGAGUUGUUGAUUUAGUUGUUUAUGUUGGGGUCAUAAACAACAAUAUUUCUGCUGGUAAUAUGAUAUUAGUAAUAUUCUUCGAUCGUUGCUGAAUAAUUAUGAGUUAAUCUACUAUAGGCUUCUGCUCUAAUUGUUUGGGAUUUGAUAGGAUUGAUGCUAACAUUGGUUACUGCAAUAUUGUUGGACUUGUAAUGGUACUCUGCAGGGUUGGGAUGACUGCUAAAUGAAAUUUGUUUAGGUAUGAUAUGUUGUUUGUUGUUGGGGUGUAGUAAAUUGGAGGGUGAGCUGUUGGGUCUAAUGUGUGGGUUGGCUGUGGGUUAGAUUAUUUGUCUGUUGUAUUUAUAGGGUUUCAUAUGAUAUUUCUUAUUUCGAUAAUAAAAUCCUUUUAUUAAUAAAAAAAAAAUUCUUUUACGCAAUUUAUGUUAA
Messenger RNA from Manihot esculenta (cassava), 1695 nucleotides. RefSeq names its product glyoxylate/hydroxypyruvate reductase HPR3. Gene Ontology annotation, molecular function: hydroxypyruvate reductase [NAD(P)H] activity; glyoxylate reductase (NADPH) activity; NAD binding. The record is from RefSeq and is a predicted model, not a curated record. NCBI's taxonomy places the organism in Eukaryota, Viridiplantae, Streptophyta, Magnoliopsida, Malpighiales, Euphorbiaceae. Gene Ontology annotation, cellular component: cytosol. The transcript has 2 exons. Bases 67 to 1074 code for a protein of 335 amino acids.